Molecule: messenger RNA, 243 nt
Organism: Eruca vesicaria subsp. sativa (arugula)
Lineage: Eukaryota; Viridiplantae; Streptophyta; Magnoliopsida; Brassicales; Brassicaceae
Source: the annotation of a GenBank genome assembly
AUGGAGAAAAGUUCGGCUCCAUGGAUGAGACUGAGCACUGAUGAUUCUAUGUUGGAUCAGUUUCUCAAACAAAUUGAACUGAAAACUGCUCCUGCUGAUUUCCAGCUCCCUACAACGAACCAAACAAGACACUGCUUCACCCGUUACACUGAGUUCCACAGAUGCACAACUGCAAAGGGUGAGGAAUCCAAUGAAUGCGAGAGGUUGGCCAAGUACUACCGUGCUCUCUGCCCUGGAGAAUGA